Molecule: messenger RNA, 1206 nt
Organism: Letharia columbiana
Lineage: Eukaryota; Fungi; Ascomycota; Lecanoromycetes; Lecanorales; Parmeliaceae
Exons: 4
Coding region: 1-1206 (401 amino acids)
Molecular function (GO): O-methyltransferase activity
Source: RefSeq, a predicted model, not a curated record
AUGCUAUCCUCCGAGGUGCUCUCUUUGAUCGACCAGGUGAAUUCGGGUGCCAAAGCUUGUCAGGACGAGAAUCAGAACCGAGACGCACAAGCCGAAUUGCUCGCCACGUGUAGAAAGUUGACGGCAGAAUUAGAGUCGCCUUUCGAGGCUAUUAGACGAUUUUCUUUUCAGCCAUACGAAACCCUUGCCCUGAGAAUAGCUAUCCAGUUGAACCUUCUAGAUGCCAUCAAAGACGAAGACGUGACCGCGUUGGGUCUGGCCACUACAACUGGAGCAGAUCGCCUGCUCAUAGUUCGUAUCAUGAGGGUACUCUGCACAAUGGGGGUCUUCACAGAAAAAGGCGUAGAACUCUACGGAGCCGGAAGAAUCGCAUUAGCUCUCCGUGCCAGACCCUCUUUACGAGACAACGUAACCACUCUCUUCGAUUUCGGCCUCAACGCCGCCGCCAAACUCCCCUCCUUCCUGGAAAAAACUUCCUUCGCGAACCCGACGCGAGACGGCAGCGGACUCUGGCAGCACGCCUUCAACACCCCGCUCGAUUUCUGGGCCUGGCUCGAACAAGACCCGGAGCGCGCGCGCGCCUUCCACUCCAGCAUGGUCGAUCGGCGCCACGCCAGCGCCGACGCCGCCUGGUUCGAAAACUAUCCCGUCGUCGCAAAUCUCUGCUCGACCGUGCCGCCAGCCUCGGCUGAGGUCCUCCUCGUCGACGUCGGCGGCGGAUGGGGUCAAGACUUGCUGGCCUUCGCCUCCGCGCACCCUUCCGUCCCCGGCCGUCUGAUACUGCAAGACCGAGCCCACGCGCUGGCCGAAGCCGACCGGGAGAGCCUGGGACGGAGAAGGGUUGAGGCGAUUGCGCACGACUUCUUCGAUCCCCAACCCGUCAUUGGCGCUCGCGCAUACUACUUCCAUCACAUCUUCCACGACUGGCCGGACGCGGAAUGCCGGACCAUACUGCAGCACACGGUCGCCGCUAUGCACCCCGGUGGGCGGAGCAGGUUGCUCAUCGUUGAAGACGUCUUACCGGACGUGGGGGUGUCGAGUUAUUUGGGACUGCGGGAUAUGCACAUGAUGACGCUGUUUGGGAGCAUGGAACGCAAUCGGGGCCAGUGGACGGAACUGCUGGGUCAGGAGGGUUUGGAAGUCGUGAAGAUAUGGGAGCUCGGGCCGAAAUCUGAGAGUUUGAUCGAGGCCGUUUUGAGGCAAUGA